Selaginella moellendorffii is the source of this 3425-nucleotide messenger RNA. RefSeq names its product pentatricopeptide repeat-containing protein At5g27110. The transcript has 4 exons. Gene Ontology annotation, molecular function: RNA binding; protein binding. The coding region runs from base 1 to 3255 and encodes 1084 amino acids. The record is from RefSeq and is a predicted model, not a curated record. NCBI's taxonomy places the organism in Eukaryota, Viridiplantae, Streptophyta, Lycopodiopsida, Selaginellales, Selaginellaceae. Gene Ontology annotation, biological process: RNA modification.
AUGGACAGAUUAUCGGAGAUUCUGCGAAAGAAUGUAGCAAUCAAUCGAGCGAACGAAGACCUAAAAGCUUUUACCUCCGCCUCGCGAACGAACGAUGUAGCCCUUGCGACGACGAAAAAGCCCAAGAACAGCGGAGGAGGAGAAAUUAAGUCUCGAUUCUCAGGAAUCAUAUCUUUGAGGAAUCGAUCUCCGGGACAAGAUCUCUCCAAUGCUGCCCACAGCACUGAAUUUCAUCAUGGAUCGUCUGUCGAGAGGCGGGCCGAAAUAUCGCCCGACGACUAUGCGCAGCUCCUGGAUGCCUGCGCGGCGAGCAAGGAUCUCCACCAAGGUCUGCUGGUUCAUGCUCGCAUCUCCAACCUCGCGCUGGAUUCUAACGUGUUCCUUGGAAACAGGCUUGUGGUCAUGUAUCUCGCCUGUGGUCGCCCCGACGAGGCCCAGCGCUCCUUCUACAAAAUGCCCAACCGCGGCCCGGUUCCAUGGACCAGCAUGAUAGGCACUCUCGCUCGAGAAUUCCACUUCCACUCGGCUCUCUCGGUUUUUCACACCAUGCUGCUGGAAGGAGUCCCUCCGGAUAGUCCCACACUCGCGACGGUGAUCAGCGUUUGCGGGAAUCUGGAAGAUCGAGGCCGAGCCUCUCGCUUACUCCACUCCAUCGCCGUGGAGACUGGCAGGGACAGCGAGACCAUCGUUGGAACUGCUCUCGUCUCAAUGCAUCCGGAUUUUGGCCAUGCGCGGCAGGUUUUUGAGGGUGUUCUCGCCAAGGACGUGAGAACUUGGAAUGCGAUGAUGGACGUUUAUAUGCGGAGGUCUGACUACUCAGAAGUGCUGAGGCUCUUUCAGGAGAUGGACGUGGAGCCGGACAGGUCGAGCUUUGUCAAGGCUCUCAACGCUUGCAGUGGUCUCGGGGAUUUGGAACAGGGCCGGGUUCUUCACGAGCAGGCUAUCGAGAAAGGAUUCCAUGCAGACGUCCGGGUGGAAGCAGCAAUCUUUAGCCUCUACUCCAAGGGGCAGAAUCUGGACGUGCUGUUCAACUAUGCUCCUCACCACGACAGCGUUGUCUUGUGGACAAGAAGGAUGGCUGCGAGCACGAAGCAAGGACACAGUGCUACGACGAUGCAGUACUUCGGACUCAUGCAGCUGGAGGGAAUCAAGCCGGAUAGAGUGACUCUGCUGACGAUUGUUGACGCCUUGGAUCGCUCUUGUUUCCUCGCCGUGGGCAGGAUGGUCCAUUCUCACGCUCGAGAACUGGGACUCGGGGGCCUCGCCAGCCUCAUGAACGCUGUUAUGAACAUCCUACGUACAUCAUGCACACUACGAAGAAGCUAUCAACUUGUUCCAACAGAUGCAGCUCCAAGGUUUUCCACCGGACAAGAUUACGUUGCUAGCGAUGCUCAAGAGCUUGGCGACGAGGUAGAGCUAGCCGCUGCCAUCAUGGGAAUGUAUGGCAAGUGUGGAAACCUAGAAGCCUCAGCCACAGUAUUUAGCAGCAGCGCCUUCCAGCAAAGUCCGGCGACUUGGAACUCGAGGUUAGCAGCACUGAGUCAAGAGGGACAGUCGACAGAAGCUCUUGUUCUCUACAGCUGUAUGCUGCUCCAAGGUGUGAUGCCUGACAGAGUUACCUUCCUUGCUCUUCUCGACGUAGCAGCCACUUUAGAAGCUCGACCGGUUGUGGAGGGACUACACGGCCAUAUAAUCCAGCGUGGUUACGCUCGAGAUACGUUCGUAGCCACUGCACUGCUCGACACUUACAGCAAGUGCGGAAGGCUGGAGGAGGCACGUUGCGUAUUUGAAACACUCAGCCUUGGAGACCGCAACGUUGUUUGCUGGACUGCCAUGGUCUCCGCCUACGGGCAGCACGGUUUCUUUGGAGAAGCGCUGCUGUAUUUCCAACUCAUGCAGCUCCAGGGUGAAGCUCCAAACAAGGUGACAAUGGCUGCCGUGCUGACUGCUUGCUCGAAAGUGGAACUUGAAGCUGAUGAACUCAAGAGCGUGAUGCGGGUAUACCGGUGCUGCGUCGAACUUGGACAUGAUCGAGAGCUCGUGGUUGGAAAUGCCGCUCUGAGCGUCCAUGCCAAACUGGGAAACUUGAGGGAGGCCCGUGAGAUCUUCUCUAGGAUGUGGACACGCAACGUUGUCAGCUGGAACUCCAUCCUGUCGGCCUGUGCUCAAGUCGGAGAAAGCAGGGAAUGCCGGUGCCUGUUUCGACAUAUGCUGCUGGAGAGCGACUCCAGACCUGACAACUAUACCUUCAUCACCAUCCUCGGCGUUUGCAAGCAGAGCCGAGAGGAUCUAACUCAUGGAAGGCUUCUUCAUCAACUUGCCAGGGAGAGCAGCGGCAGCCUGGAUCUUAUCGUCGCGACAGCCUUGGUUCACAUGUACUCGGAAUGUGGAAGCCUCGAGGACGCGGCGACGACUUUCGGCACGAUACAGCAGCCUGAUGUGGUGUCUUGGAAUGCGAUGAUCUCGGCCCUGUCGCACUAUGGCGAGUUCCAGAGAGUUUUCGACUUGUUCCAGCGGAUGAAAGACUCCAAAGUUGCUCCCGACAGCCUCACAUUCGUUGCGGUCCUGAAUGCAUGCACCGCCAACUCGGAGCUCGAGCUUGGCCAACGUGUUUUCUCCGAGGCAGUCCGGGCAGGAUUUGGAGCAGAAGUCGCAGCAGCUGGCAUCAACCUGUUUGGAAAGUGUGGAAAGCUGGAAGCCGCAGUGGAAACGUUCCUGACGCUAGUGCCACACGAGAAAAGCUUGCUGGCUUGGAACGGACUGGCCACGGCGUUGGCUCACGGCGCAAGGCCGAGCGAAGUGAUCCGAGUGCUCGAGUGCAUGCGGCUAUCGGGCAUUGAUCCGGACUUGGUGACUUUCGUGAGCGUUCUCUCCACACUGAGUCAUGCCGGAUUCGUGGAGGCCUGCUGCUACCAGUUGAGCUCCAUGAGCACGGAUCACGGCCUUACUCCAUCGGCUACUCACUACUGCUGCGUGAUCGACGUGCUCGGCCGGGCUGGAUUGCUGGACGAGGCCGAGGAGAUGGUGGCCGUCAAACUUAGAAACAGGAGGCAGGAGCUUUCAUCAUCCCGAAGUAGCGGUGGCAGUGGUGAUGACCCUCUCGUCGUUCUCUGGACGAGCUUCCUAGCCGCGUGCGGGAUCCAUGGAGACUCGGAGCGUGGGAAGCGAGCAGUGGAGAGAAUUCUCGCGCGCCAGCCUGAGGAUGCUGCAACGUACGUAGUCUUGUCCAACAUUGCUUCUCUGGGAGGAACGUAACUUGCUUGUGUCCUAAAGAGUAACACUGGAAGUCAGACAUAGUAACUUGUUCUCGAAACUUUUACCUGUGGAUCUAUAUGAUCCACCGCUGCCUCCAUAUCUCCCUGCGCUUCCGAAAUGUCAGCCCAAAGUUUUAAUCAGUUGACAUGAAUGAAUCCACUUACUGGUGA